Xenopus tropicalis (tropical clawed frog) is the source of this 1973-nucleotide messenger RNA. It is a transcript of the gene capn8.5, whose product is annotated as calpain 8 gene 5. NCBI's taxonomy places the organism in Eukaryota, Metazoa, Chordata, Amphibia, Anura, Pipidae. Gene Ontology annotation, biological process: proteolysis. The transcript is spliced from 12 exons. The coding region runs from base 43 to 1485 and encodes 480 amino acids. The record is from RefSeq and is a predicted model, not a curated record. Gene Ontology annotation, molecular function: hydrolase activity; calcium-dependent cysteine-type endopeptidase activity; cysteine-type peptidase activity.
GGCUCAGUCAUCAUUGCACAGACUGGCAUCACUGACAGAGACAUGGCACAACCUGAAGGCACCAAAGAAAACCCUAAAAAAUACUUAGAGCAGGACUAUGAGCAGCUGAAAGCGCAGUGCCUGGCGUCUAACACUCUUUUUGAGGAUGAGAAAUUCCCUGCAGGCCAAGCCUCACUUGGGUCUAACAAAAUGGGACCGGAAUCAAGUAAAGCAAAAGGAAUUGUCUGGAUGAGACCAUUGGAAAUCAACCCCAAUGCGGAAUUCAUUACUGAUGGAGCAACGCGUUUUGAUAUUUGUCAAAGUACAAUCGCGGACUGCGGGUUUCUGAGCACAAUCGGCUGUGCCACACUCUCUGAGGAAUAUCUCUCCUUGGUUUUACCUCAGGAUCAAAACUUUAAGACCAACUAUGCGGGGAUCUUCCACUUCAAGUUCUGGCAGAGGGGUGAAUGGCUGGAUGUGGUUGUAGACGACAAACUCCCUACUAGAGACAAGAAAUUGGUGUUUGUGAAAUCAGCUGAGGAGAAUGAGUUCUGGCCUGCACUGCUGGAGAAGGCUUUUGCCAAGCUGCGUGGAUCCUAUGAAGCCCUUGAAUAUCAGUACUCAACCGUAGCCCUGCAGCAUUUCACUGGCGGUGUUUGUUUAUGGUACUUUUUAAAAAAACAUCAAUUCCCAAAAAUCCAGAGGGCUGUAAAAUCAAAAUGCCUGCUCACCUCUUCAACUGGGGCAUUUACUCACGACAAAAACUUAGUUGCCGCCCAUUCAUAUUCCAUCACCGGAGCAGAGGAGGUUUCCUACAAAGGAGAGAAAGUCCAACUGGUCCGGCUGCGAAACCCCUGGGGUUACAAGGAAUGGACUGGGGCAUGGAGUGAUAAUGCCCCUGAAUGGAAUGAUGUUGCCCAGGAAGUGAAAGAUGCUCUUCUCACUCAGAAGGACGAUGGAGAGUUUUGGAUCCCAUUUCUAGACAUGGUAAAAGAUUAUGAAAGUUUGGACAUCUGCCAUAUUGCUCCAAGCAAAGAGGUUAACGUGGAGGAGCCGCACUGGAGCCUGAUGCAGACAGAGGGGAGCUGGAAGAAGGGGGAUUCUGCAGAGAGGUUUUUGGCCGACCCACAGUUCCGCAUUAAGCUGGAGGUGCCCGAUGAUGAUGAUGACCAGGAUGCUGCGGAAGAUAAGGCUCUCUGUACCGUUAUUGUCGCUCUGAUGUCAAAGGAGAUUCUUGAGAAAGUCCCCGAUUUUCUCUUGUACCAGCUCCCCAAGGAGGUUCCCACCAACCUCCUAGUGAAGGAUCUGAAAGCCAUGGCGAGGGAACGCGUGAAUAAUAGGAACAAAGAGUAUGUCGGCUGCUUCCAGGUGCAGAAGGGAGAGUACGCGGUCAUCCCCAACCCUUCUGAUCCCAACCAGGAUUUUGAUUUUUAUAUCCGAGUCUAUUACAGGAAGAAGGGCGGAUCACUUGAAAAGGAUGGCGAAGUCACAAAUACAUCUGAGUAAUAUGCUUGUGUGCCUAAACAUGUCGGGGUGGUAUAAACCAAGCAACGCUGCCAAACCAACACAUUAUUUAUACUUUUGUGUGCUUUGGGGUGUACCUGGGGCUUACGCCUCAGUUACUCUGCCCCCCUCGUUGUAGCUGUAGCUCAGGGUUUGUGGGCUGAUUCGGAGCGAGUCUGUGUGUAGCAAAGUAAGCCAUUCCUUGUAGAUUGUAAGCUCUUUUGGGCAGGGCUCUCUUCACCUCUUGUAUCGGUUACUGAUUGCUUUAUAUGUUACUCUGUAUGUCCAGUGUAUGAAACCCACUUAUUGUACAGCGCUGCGGGAUAUGUUGGCGCUUUAUAAAUAAAUGUUAAUAAUAAUAAUAAUUCCCUCUAUAUAACAUGAUAGCAGAUAUAGGAUUAUAGAAUGUAUUCUACACCUUGCAUAUUCACAUGCUUGCAUUUAAUAAAAGGUAAUGUAAUAAAAUGUUCAGGGCUAAUGACCUACAUCAA